AUGUCUUCUGCAAUGAAGUUCUGCUACUACACUAAGAAUCCAGUGCGCAAAACCUUAUCGUCCAGCAUGUCCAUCUCUGAUAAUCAUCUGGAAGAAUUCAAAAGGCGCUUCAGGCGUAGUGGUUCUCUCGGAAUUCCAUUCGUCAUGGAAGAAGAUAUUCGCGAAUUAUUUUCAAAAAAGAGCGAAGAAAUGAUCAUCGAGGACGAAGAUGGGCAGCCCAUAUUGACGGUGAUUGUGAAAUGUCCACGUGCAGCCGACGGCGUGUCCCAAAUGAUUUCGAAGCUACCGGUAACUUCAUAG
Molecule: messenger RNA, 300 nt
Organism: Strongylus vulgaris
Lineage: Eukaryota; Metazoa; Nematoda; Chromadorea; Rhabditida; Strongylidae
Source: the annotation of a GenBank genome assembly